Venturia canescens is the source of this 745-nucleotide messenger RNA. RefSeq lists its product as uncharacterized. The coding region runs from base 224 to 592 and encodes 122 amino acids. The transcript is spliced from 3 exons. The record is from RefSeq and is a predicted model, not a curated record. Lineage: Eukaryota; Metazoa; Arthropoda; Insecta; Hymenoptera; Ichneumonidae.
GAUAAAAUGUAAAAAAAAACACCUGAAACAAUAAACGGAUACGCGAAGGAACGAGUAUAAAUACCGAAGAUUUGUCACAGAACCGUCAGAAUCCUCGCAAGACUUUACCAGUCGAGCAUUUGCAAUCUAUUUUGAAGCUAAAACUAGUUUUUUGUGAAACUUUUUAUCGUACGAAUUUCACUGUCAAAUUUCUCAACGAACAUUAUCUACGAGUAUUGCAACGAUGGUGAGACUUUCUGACUUUUUUGCCAUUUGGCUACUCACCAUUGGAAUCGUUAGCUGCUAUGUCUCCAGCGAUCGAGCCGCUUCAGCGAAUGGCAUUGACUUUUCCGAAAACUCUGAAAGUUAUCAGAAAAAUGCUAACAACUUCGUUAAUGUCCCUGCUCAUGAUCAAAAUGAAGAUCCCAACGACGAUAACGAAUUGGCAAAUGGAAGAAGUGAGGAAGAGGGUGUUGCAGGUUCCGUAGAUCCUGAAAAGUCAUCGGACCACAAAAGGAUCGCUAGAAACAUUUGCAAACCGGCCGACGAUGUGAAGGUACGAAUUUGCUAUAGAGGGCUUUGCAGAUCUCCCCCUGCGAACGCAACAGCUUAAAACAUUUAAGCAAGAAUACAGGAUGAAACAGAUGUCAGAAUAAUAGUCAGAAUAUCGCGAAAUUAUCCCCGGCCCCAUGAUGUUGGUAAUACUUUAUUUAUGGUUUAAUGAUCAAUGUAAUUCGGCUAUGAAUAAAAUCUUCUUUUCAUUGCA